Paramuricea clavata is the source of this 4660-nucleotide messenger RNA. Lineage: Eukaryota; Metazoa; Cnidaria; Anthozoa; Malacalcyonacea; Plexauridae. The record is from the annotation of a GenBank genome assembly.
CAAACAUGUCCUUAAAAUAUUAAUAUAUUUGAUUGUAAGUCCCACCAAUACAAAGCUAAAUUUUAUGUUUCUUUUUUUAAAAGACCAAUUUGUUGUAAUCUUUUUUAGAUAUAUGACUAUUUUUUCGUUCAAUAUUGAACAAAUUUUGCACUCGGAGAGCAUCGUAAAUCGCUCGUAGCCGUUCGCCUUGUGUGGCCACGCGUCAAAAACGUCUCAAAUUUCGAUCAUUUUGCAUGAAAUUUUAAAUUUAUUAUUAAGAUCGCAACGCAAAGUUGCUUCCAUAUCAAAUAUUUAUGAUGUGGUUGUCUUUUCGCACUUGAAUUCUCGACAAAGGGGAAAAAAUGGAGUCGUACAGCGUGGAAGAGGUUCGCCAACAUAAUUCCGAGGAAAGCGCUUGGCUUGUGAAUAAAGGACGUGUUUUUGAUGUCACUGAAUUUGUAAGCCGUCAUCCGGGCGGUAGAAACGUUUUGCUGCCAAAAUUUGGCAACGAUGUUACAGAAAUUAUGCAAGAUCCUCAAAUACAUAAACAUACUGCUUUUGCUCAUAACAUGAUGAACAAAUACUGCAUCGGAAGACUGGAUUCCCAGGUAUAGAAUAUCUCAUACAUUCAAAAUGUAAUGGGGGUUUAUAUCUGUUCAUAUACACCAGUCAAGGGGGUAUUAAUAUACCGCCAUACACAGUGAAACUUUAAACGUUAGACUUUGCCCUAUUGAGUCUAUUGAAGCAGCGACCGCAUAUUUGGACCAUUGGGAAUUUAUACUUGAUUCUAUAAUUAGUUCAAUGAGAAUCAUUAUAGAAUUAUGAUAUUGAUAUUUUGUUUUUGUAUAAAAAUAUUACAGUGUAUACAGUAAUUGUGGGAGAGUCGUUCAAAUGGCCUUGAUUUAUUGAUGCACAUUCUUGUAUUGGGUUGUUCCAGGAAAAAACCACACUCCCUCUUCAGAGGAAAAUUCUGCCAUCCGUGGGAAAAGUCCACUUUUGAUGACAGCAAAUGACCCAGUGUUAUUUUCAAACAGUACAUAUUCCCAAACCUCAUGUACACAUUUAGUUGAUUUGAAAUUUAUUUGAUUCCAUGUAUAAAUUUCGCAUGGAAAUUCAUAAAGUUGGAUUCCACGACUUUGAAAUUCUUCACGAGCAAAAUGUUUUGCAUUGAGCUGAAAAAUUGCUCACUCAUAAGAUCUAAUGCAAGCUCAAAAUAUGAACUUUUCUAAAUAUUAGUAUGGUUUCAAAUUCAUCAGGUCUUAUAUGAUCAGUGCGUAAGAGUAUGAUCUGUGAAACUGAGGCUGAAUUAAGAUGCCACACUUUGCCCUAAUGCACCAUACUUGGUCCUUUAUUCAGUCGAAUGCCAGAUGAUUUUGCUCAUAAUGGUGGGCAUUGAUGUCUAUUAAAUAGUCUCCAUUGGACAAGUACAAUCUUCUGGCAUUAGAUGUGAAAUAAUUACGAGGCCAUAUCUCACUGCUAAAGAAGAGUUUGAAUUCAAAUUUAGAGUGAAACUCAUGACGAGGAUGAAGAUCUGAAUAUGGAGGGAUACAAAGAAAAUGUAAGACUGUCGCACAUUGUUGCUUGCAUCUAACAAUGAACAGAAGACAUUGUCCAUUCUUACAUGAAAGUUCAUUGUUAUCAAGACCAUUUAAUUAAUCAUGUUUAAAGUAGGUUCACAUGGUUUGGCUAAGCUGAUUAAACACAGACACAGGGCUAAAAAUAGCUCACAGACACAGGGCUCGAAAUAGCGGCCUGCUGAUGGCCAAAGGCAGACCGUAUUUCAGAAAUGGUAGGAGAAAAAAAUCGACCUGCCAAGUCAAAAACAAUGACAGGUGAAAUUCUACAAAAAGGCAUCCAAUGGUUAAGGACACAAUUGAUAAGCUUUUGCUAUUUUCAGUUAGCAGUUUGCCAUAGGCUUGGGCGGUUUACCGGUUUUUCGGGUUUUUUCGGUUUUAUUUUCAAACUGGUUUUUUUCGGUUUAGCUUUUACAAAAACCGGAAAACCGUCAUUACGUAAUUGUUUACUGUCAUCGCCCGAAACUCGAUCUUAAUUCUCAAAACAUGACACUAAUUAAACUCAAUUACAUGACACUAGAUACAAAUUCUAUUCUUUUUCCGUAAAGUCGGUAAGAACUAAAGUUAUUUUAGAUUACCUUUGCACAAUUUUGCGUUUUGUCGUGUACUGUUCGUUUGCUUAUGUCAAAAAAAUACCACAAUUCUUGCUCAUUCAGUUGAAGUAAAAAUUAAAGGGAAAAAAACGGUUUUCCGGUUUUACCGGAAUAGCUAAUAGAACAGUUAAGUAAGUGGGGCCAUAUGUAAGUAGGCCAUAUGUUUUUCAAAGGGCCUUGCAUAGAAGUUUCGUGUGAAAAUAGGCAGUGUAUCUAUCCAUUCAUUUUUGGAUGCAAAGGAUGAUAAUUGACUAUUAGUAGUAGGGCUUCGUAUUUCCAAGUGAUAAUUAUUCGUUUCCAUUCUCAUAGGAAUUGGUAGAUUGGAGUAAGCCAAUGGUAGCUCAAGUUGGGAAACUUGGUGCAGAGUACAUGAAAUGGGUGCACUCUCCCGUCAACCGUCCGCUACGUCUGUUUGGUCCUGAGAUUAUAGAAUUCUUUUCUAAAACACCAUGGUAUAUGGUACCUAUAGUCUGGCUUCCUGUUGUCCUAUAUAUAUCCACUAUAGGUCUGACCCACCUUGCUGAUGAUGUCACAAGUUUUUUAACAAAUGCUUACUCCAUAUUUGUCGUGUUUGUCUGUUUAUUUUUAUUUGGAACAUUUUUGUGGACAUUGGUCGAAUAUAUUUUGCAUCGAUAUUUGUUUCAUAUUACACCUCCGGACGAUUCUCCUUUUUGGAUAACGUUUCAUUUCUUUAUUCACGGACAACACCAUAAGGUCAGUUUCAAAACACACUUUUUAAAACUUUAUACUGGAUAGUUCUAUCAGUUCUAAACUGUUCUUCCUAGAGGUCCAGUAAGGAUCAUCUCUUAUUGAUCCAGUGUUACUACAGGUGGAAACCUAAACUAAACUAACUUUAUUUAUACUGGAUAGCUCUAUCAGUUCUAAGCUGUUCAGGUCCAAUAAGGAUCAUGUGGCCCUGAUAUAUGUGGGCCUGUAACUUUAUACUGGACCACUCUAAAAUACUCUGUAAAACUUUCAUUCCAGGUUCCAUUUGACAGCGGGCGUCUUGUGUUUCCACCAGUUGCAGCCUCCGUAUUUGCGGCAGCGUUUUACGCUCUGUUUGUUUCUGUGUUGCCAUACGGCAUUGCAAACGCUUUGUUUGCAGGCGGAUUGUUUGGCUACAUCAUGUAUGAUUGUAUUCAUUAUUACCUACACCAUGGCUCGCCAAAUCAUGGCAGUUACUUUCACGAGCUGAAAAGUUACCAUGUUGCACACCAUUUUGAAGACCCGAUGAAAGGUUCGUAUGGUACAUAUUCUUGUUUUCUUAAGUUCUGUGUAGGUAGUAUUCUACAAUAAGCUGUUGUGGUUUGUGUCUGAACUGCCUGAAAAAGAUAUGUCAAACGUGGUGGUCCAGUGUAGGAAGUAUUCUACAAUAAGCUGCCGUGGUUUGUGUUUGAACUACCUGGGAAAGAUAUCUCAAACGUGGUGGUUCAGUGUUGGUAGUAUUCUACAAUAAGCUGUUGUGGUUUGUGUCUGAACUACCUGAAAAGAUAUCUCAAACGUGGUGGUCCAGUGUAGGAAGUAUUCUACAAUAAGCUGCCAUGGUUUGUGUUUGAACUACCUGGAAAAGAUAUCUCAAACGUGGUGGUCCAGUGUUGGUAGUAUUCUACAAUAAGCUUCUGUGGUUUGUGUCUGAACUACCUGAAAAAGAUAUCUCAAACGUGGUGGUCCAGUGUAGGUAGUAUUCUACAAUAAAAGUUGUCAUGGUUGUGUCCGAACUACCUGAAAAAGAUAUCCGAAUCCCGCCCAUUGACCUGGUUUUCCUUGCACAUUUUAGGAUAUGGCAUCUCAACUAAAAUAUGGGAUUUCCCAUUCAAGACAACACCGAUAAAAUUCGAAUGAACAGCGUAGUGGUAUUACUUAGUUUAGAGGAAUUAUUUCAACAGUAAAUUAUUUUUAAUUUAAACUUCCAUCAGUAAUAGCUAGGCAAACUAUAUUAUAUAGUAUAAAAUGGUUUUAAUGUGGGAAAUGGGAAUCUAGAUUUUGUUGAAAAAGAGCAUUGUUUUUCUUGAUAGUUCGUCAGUCUAACCUAUCAAGACAGACUACAUACAAGAUGUUGAUCACUUUAAAAUUAUCGUAAUGUAACAAAUAUGGUGGCUAAUUGUAACAUUUGGCAACAUUUUCGAAGUUGUCACAAAAUGAAAAAAUUACGAUAUUGUAGAAAUACACAAUGAUUUCUGUAAGAACGAUUUGGAGAUUAAUAUUUAGCGGUAAAGACUAUAAAGUCCACAGUGAUUUAGUUUUAGUGUAGACUGUACGAAUUAAUGUAUCACAUCAAUUACAUUAUCAUGUUUGCAAUUUAGUAUACCAUAAUGGUAUUUUAUUGCAACGAAAUGUUACGAUAUAAUAAGUUAAUAACUAUAUUUAUUAAUUAUAAUAUAUCUAUUGUACUGUGAUUUCUAUGUCACCGACUUAAACGAAUUUAACAGGAAAUUAAGCAAUAUAUGAAAGCAAUAUAUUUAUGUUAUUGUCUUAACUUUUUUCCCAUGCUUUUACGCACGAGUGACAUUCGCC